Messenger RNA from Entrophospora candida, 319 nucleotides. The record is from the annotation of a GenBank genome assembly. Lineage: Eukaryota; Fungi; Glomeromycota; Glomeromycetes; Entrophosporales; Entrophosporaceae.
AUGUCAAGCAUUAUCAUAGUUAUUAAUGAGAUUAGUAAUAAUUAUGAAUUUUAUCAGUGGUUUAAAAGGUAUGCCAAUGUUUUGGCAGUCUUCACUGUAAUCUCAAGUAUAGAAAUUGAGGCAUUCUUAAUAUUAUCAUCAAAAAUGGCUGGAUUGAAGCCGUUUUCUGCACCAUUUUCAUCCAAUUCUUUAUCAUUGAUAUUUUGGUGUAGUUUAGCAAGUUUUUUAAUCGAAGAUAUACCACAAUUUGUUAUUCAGGUUAUUUAUGAAAAUUCUAUAAUAUCAUACGAUCUUAUUCCAUUCCUGACUCUGAUAACUA